Messenger RNA from Caenorhabditis auriculariae, 3004 nucleotides. The record is from the annotation of a GenBank genome assembly. NCBI's taxonomy places the organism in Eukaryota, Metazoa, Nematoda, Chromadorea, Rhabditida, Rhabditidae.
ACCAAGCUAAGUACAAAUGGACAGUUUCGAAAGCUCAGAAGUCCAGUGUUUCACGUCGACAAGAGGCUAUUUUCAAUAAAUACAGGUCAUGGUUUUUUCUCAAAUUCAUUCAUCCUUUUUUUCUUUCAUGCAGUGAAAAUCUUCAGAAACAACGGUUUGCGAAGUGAUGCGAGUUUUUUUUAAAAUCAACAACAAGGAGUAUAUUGCGAAUAGAUGAGCCGGGUCAUUAAAAAAAGGUUUUUUCAUGGAGUCGGUUCCCUUCUGAAUUUAAGGUUCUCAGGAUUUAUGCAGUGAAAGAGAAAGUAACGAGUCACGGACGAUUAGCAAGGUUUGUGAGUUUUCCUCUUUGUUCUUUGUGGUUUAACUAAUCUCCCAGUGUAUAACUAAGAAACUAAGAAGUUUUAGUUAAUACUUAGAUUUUCCUGAAAAAGUUCGUAAAUAUAUUAUGUACGCCACGAAAAUUUCUCAUCAACGAACAUGACAUUUUUUUCAAGGUUCAUAACCAAGCACUAAUCUUUUUUUCUGUUCCUUCAGGUUUAAAGAACUACUUUUCAGGAAACAUCAUGGUCUCUCUUUUGUACUGCCUACAUCAGCAACCUCACAAUGUUUUGUUAACCUGUUUUUUCGUUUCGCUUUCCAAUAAACUUGUUUAAAACGUCUUGAAAUUGUUCUAACGAGAAUAAAUGGACGGAAAAAGAGAGUAAUUAAGAAUGAAUGAAAUCACGGAAACAGCGUUUCGAUGCCGCUGAAGUGGACAAUGGUUGAAGCCAGUGUUGGAUGAACAACGAAAGUGCACGGGAUACUCCAAUAAAAUAGCAUAAACAAAAUAAUUAGAAUACAAAAUGUCUUCUAACGGCAACCUUUAUUAAAGGAUAUUCUUGGAAAAUAGAAAUAGGUUGUCACAACGACUUUUUCUGAACCCUAAAAAAUAGGACAAAAAUAGACAUAUACAGGAAGUUUUCUUAUUUGUGGAAUUUGCUAAUGCCGUUCAUAUCCAAGAAACCUCGCCUCGACAAAAAGUCCAGUGCCCCACGAAGGUAUAUAGUUAUUCAUUCUAUAAAACUGCUUUUAUAUUGAGAUGGUCCAUUGCCUAACACUGGGUCUGUUUACUGUCAAAACCGAGUUGGUUCAAGAAGAUGUAGCCUGCCAAUAUGAUUGGUUUUUUUCAACGGAAAAUGACGACCCAAACAGUUUCGAAAGUUCUACUGAACACGCCAACAGAGACGAACCCAGUUUACGUAUCUAAUUUUGAAGCUCAAGCGGAAAGACCAGUUCAUCCUCGUCAUUUGAGCGUGGUUUUUAAAAAUGAACUCGAAUUUUGUUAGGAAACAUAGGAAGACUUCAAAAUUUAUACUCUUGGAAAAGUCCUCACGCAGUUGAAAUUUUCCGAUAUCUCCGAACCUCUCUCUGAAGCAAACUCAACGAAAGCAGCCAAUUUGCGUGGAGAUGAAAUCAUCAGAAGCGUUUUCAGUUAUCUUACCGCGUUGACUGAAAAGCUUGGUGAAACUGCCCAAGGAACCAUCUUUAGCAGUCCUAUUCUUGUGGCUUCUGCGAUGACAGGUCUGAGCGAAUCGACUAUCCGACGAGUCGCGAUCGACGGAAUUGAGAGAAAACGCGAGCUUCGACGUGUUCGACUUUCGAGAAAAGAGUGCAAGGAACGAGCUCUUCGCCACCUGGACGCUUUUGAUCAAGAAAUAAUCCAGCGUCAUAUAUCUGAUUGCUUCCGCAAUCAGAUACUUGUCACGACGGACAAUAUUCUUGAAUGGUGCCAAAAGAACAUUGACGGAUGGUACAUCUCCAGAUCUACGUUGUUCAAAUGUCUGAAAGCGAUGGGUUACGUUCACAAAAUAUCUCGAUUUGACCCCAAGCUGACUGAAAGAGGUGAUCUCGUCGAAUGGAGAGCAAAUUUUUGUCUCGAAAUUCAGGUUUAAGUUAAAAAAAAUACUCACAUCUUUUAUUGAAAUUAAGAAGCUUCGAUCAGAAGGGGCGGUAGUCGCGUAUUUCGAUGAAACAUGGCUCUAUGCAGGGAUGGUUCCCAAGACCAGCUGGCAACUUGCAACGCCAAAAACCUGGAAGCCAUCAGCGACAUCGACACGUGAUGGUGCGCUCUGUCCUGGUCCGCCAGCUGGAAAAGCUCGCGGUGUUCGCGCCAUUGUGCUCGCGACGUUAAUGGAGGACGGAAUCGUUUCUGGAACCGAGGAAGUCAUACUCAGCAGCGGAAGGAGCGUGGACUUGGACGAUGACUAUCACAAGGAUAUGAACUCUCAUAAUUAUUUCUUGUACGUCCAGCGUGUGGUCCCGCUGUUGAUCGCCAAAGCCGCGGGAGCUCCUGUUGUUCUUGUUGUCGACAACGCAAGUUAUCACAGCAAGCCUUUGGAGAAAGUAAAACUAUUCAUUUAUAAUCUAAUUUAAAAAAAAUUGAGAUUCCCCAAAAAACGACAAAAAAAGCUGAAAUCUGCGAUUAUCUAAAAGCAAAGGGAGUCACAGUGCCAACGAAGUCGAAGAAAGAAGCACUCCUCAAGCUUCUCGACGAUUUCCUGGCCAAAAACGGCGGCAGGAACGCAGUGAAAAAAUAUGAGGUGGACGAAUGGUGUCAAUCGCAGGGCGUGAAGAUCCUCCGUCUGCCACCAUAUCACUGCGUUCUCAACCCAAUUGAGCUUUGUUGGAGCCAGUUGAAGAGGCAUCUUCGCAACGAAGGAACGACUAACGACAAAGUCGAUACAGUAAGAUUUUUUUUUAUACAAAAAUGAACCAACUUGUAAAUUUUCUGGUGCGUCUGAGAGCUUUACAAUGGUUCAAAAGUUUGAAACCGGAAAUGGCAGCGGCUUUUUUCCGCCACGUCAAAAACGUCGAGGACGAAGCCCUCGAGGAACUUUUCUGUCCCUCACGCAAGCCACCCGCAGUCCAAGUGAAGCCAGUGGUCGUCAGUGUUUCCCCUUCUUCUGACGAGGCCUUUUCCGAAGAAUGGAUUUUUUCGUCUGACGAGGCCAGCGAUGAGCUUUGA